CGGGGACAGGCGUGCUGGCCAGUGAGCUGCGAGGUGCGCCGGAUAUCCGCUCUUAGGCGGAAGCGGCUAGAUGACGCCUGUUGUCAGUAGGAUAAGUGGCGUAAUAUUCCCUAGAGUAACGGAGUCUGACAGUGAGGUGGAUCUUCCAGAACUGAAAUGAUGAACCCUUUCUGGAGCAUGCCGUCCGGGUCUGUGCGGAAGAGACCAGACAGCGAGGAGAAGAUCGGUGCGGGGGACCAAAAAAUCAGCCCCCCUCGUUCCUCCUCAAGCAAGAAGCAGCUCCCUUCCAUCCCCAAAAAUGCCGUUCCCAUCACAAAGCCCAUCUCCCCGUCCCCGUCCGCGCAGUCCACAAACGGCACCCACGCUUCGUAUGGCCCCUUCUACCUGGAGUACUCUCUGCUGGCGGAAUUCACCCUGAUGGUAAAACAGAAGCUCCCUGGGGUGUACGUGCAGCCGUCGUACCAGUCCGCCCUCAUGUGGUUUGGGGUCAUAUUUAUUAGACAUGGACUCUACCAGGACGGUGUGUUUAAAUUCACCGUCUAUAUCCCUGAUAACUAUCCCGAUGGAGAGUGUCCGCGCCUCGUGUUCGACAUCCCAGUCUUCCAUCCGCUAGUAGAUCCGGUCUCCGGCGAGCUUGAUGUUAAGCGAGCGUUCACCAAGUGGAGGAGGAAUCACAAUCACAUAUGGCAGGUGCUGAUGUACGCACGGAGGAUCUUCUACAAGAUAGACACGACCAGUCCGUUUAACCCCGAAGCUGCCGUGCUCUACGAGAAGGACGUCCAGCUGUUUAAGAGCAAACUGGUGGAGAGUGUUAAGCUAUGCAACAGUCACUUAUUCGAUAAGCCGAAAAUAGACGAUCCCUACGCCAUUAUCUUUUCUCCUUGGAAUCCAGCGUUACACGACGAAGCCAGGGAAAAAAUGCUGGCGCAAAAAAAGAAGUCAGAAGAACAAAGUAAAGGUCUCCACGUGUCUGGAUUAUCUUGGGUGAAACCCGGCUCUGUCCUGCCCUUCAGCAAAGAGGAGAACGCUCUGCAGACAUAGUGCCGGCUCUGCGCACUUCGGCACCAGGCAAAUAUGUGGACUUGAUCUCUAAUUUAAUUGUGAAAUUAACUGUAUGCUGGGGGUUUGGCCCUUCUGGCCGUGGAGAAGUCUCCUAAUCCGUUUUUAUUUUCCUCUCGUG
Molecule: messenger RNA, 1180 nt
Organism: Spea bombifrons (plains spadefoot toad)
Lineage: Eukaryota; Metazoa; Chordata; Amphibia; Anura; Pelobatidae
Gene: AKTIP
Product: AKT interacting protein
Exons: 10
Coding region: 157-1041 (294 amino acids)
Source: RefSeq, a predicted model, not a curated record